AUGGCGACCAAGCACGUCUUUGACAGCUCUCAAGGGCUUGUAGACCGCAACCUGCGAGGUACUGUUGCGCUCAACCCUGCUCUGCGAUACUACGCUCCUCACAAGGUCGUCUUUGACCCCACGCACGACAACAAGAAGGUAGCCGUCAUCUCCGGAGGCGGUGCCGGUCACGAGCCUGCUCAGGCUGGUUUUGUCGGCAAGGGCAUGCUCGCCGCCUGCAUUUCCGGUGACGUUUUUGCUUCUCCCUCGGCGGCUCAGAUCUGCUCUGGUAUCGACCUCAUCAAUCACGAUGCCGGCGUGGUGAUGGUUGUGAACAACUACACAGGUGAUUGCCUCCACUUUGGUCUUGCUGCUGAAAAGGCGCGCGCUGCGAUGGCCUACUCUGGCAAGCAGGGCGGUGGCGUCGAAGCUGUGAUUGUCGCUGAUGACGUUGCCGUCGGCCGAAAGCGCGGUGGUCUCGUCGGCCGACGAGGUCUCGCUGGCAACAUCUUUACCUGCAAGAUUCUCGGUGCUGGUUCGGACAAAGGUCUGGACGUCAAGCGACUCGGCGAGCUCGGUCGUAACCUGAUGGAUAACAUGGUUUCGAUCGGCACUUCGCUUGACCACUGCCACGUCCCCGGACGACCCAAGGGGGCGGAGGAGCGUGGUGCUCUGGCCGAAGAGGCCGCCGAGCUCGGCAUGGGUAUCCACAACGAGCCUGGUUUCAAGCACAUGGACAAGAAGCCCGAACCCGAGGCUCUCAUCGGCGAGAUGCUCGACCUGCUACUCAACCCGGACGACGCCGACCGUGCCUACACUCCCUUUGACAAGGACGACGCGCCUGUUCUGUUCAUCAACAACCUCGGUGGCAUGAGCCAGCUCGAGAUGAACGCCAUCACCGAUCUCACCAUCGAGCUGCUCGAGAGCAAGUGGAGCCUGCACCCUUGCCGCGUGCUCAGCGGUCCGUACAUGACCUCGCUCAAUGCCCCGGGCUUUGGCAUCUCGCUCAUCAACCAAAAGCGUUUCGAAAAGAACACGGGCCAGAGCCUGCUCGAGCUGCUCGACUACCCCACCACCGCCUACUCGUGGCUGGGUGUGCAGACCGGCUGGGGUGGCUCGCACGGCCAUCCACGCGACCGCAAGGCCGAGGAGAAGGAAGCCGACGACCACCUCCAAUCGGUUCGCAAGGCCGGUGGAUCGGUCAGCGGACUGGCCGACCCUGGCGCGUCGUCCAACGGUCCUGCCAACCCAGAUCCGGAGCUGGUCAAGAAGGCCAUUAUCGCUGCAUGCGACGCCACGGUCGAGAUCGAGCCUACGCUGACGCGCUACGACACGAUUGUCGGUGACGGCGACUGCGGUGAGACGCUGGCUCAGGCUGGUAACGAGGUCAAGAAGGCGCUCCAGAAAGGCGAGAUCCCCGUCGACAAUGCGGCCGGUACGCUGAUCGCCAUUGGCGAGGUGCUCGAGUACGCCAUGGGUGGUACUUCGGGUGCCAUCUAUGCGCUCUUCUUUGCUGGCCUGGUGCAGUCGCUUCUGUCGCAGCCCAAGGGAGCGCAGGCCGACUCCAAGGUGUGGGGCAAGGCGGCUCUGGAUGCGCUCGAGAACCUGGGACGUUACACCCCUGCUCGUCCUGGCGACCGAACGCUGGUGGAUGCGCUGGACCCCUUCUGCCGCGCCUUAGGUGCUGGCAAGUCGAUCACUGAAGCGGUGGACGCCUCCAAGGUCGGUGCCGAGAAGACGCAGGCGAUGACUCCGCGUCUGGGGCGUGCAACGUACGUGGGCAGCAAGGACCAGGGCGAGAUGCCUCCUGACCCGGGCGCAUGGGGUAUCUGGGCGCUCACCGACGGUCUUCGAAAGGGUCUGAGCCAGUAA
Messenger RNA from Sporisorium graminicola, 1851 nucleotides. RefSeq lists its product as uncharacterized. NCBI's taxonomy places the organism in Eukaryota, Fungi, Basidiomycota, Ustilaginomycetes, Ustilaginales, Ustilaginaceae. Gene Ontology annotation, biological process: glycerol catabolic process. The transcript is spliced from 2 exons. Gene Ontology annotation, molecular function: ATP binding; glycerone kinase activity. Gene Ontology annotation, cellular component: cytosol. Bases 1 to 1851 code for a protein of 616 amino acids. The record is from RefSeq and is a predicted model, not a curated record.